Ilex paraguariensis (yerba mate) is the source of this 315-nucleotide messenger RNA. Lineage: Eukaryota; Viridiplantae; Streptophyta; Magnoliopsida; Aquifoliales; Aquifoliaceae. The record is from the annotation of a GenBank genome assembly.
AUGAUAAACCCCUUUCCACAGAUAGUUGGACAGCUAAAAUGCUUGCAAAUUGUUGCAAGUUUAACAGCUGUACGAAAUGGUGAAACUAGGAGGGCGGCUUUAAAUACUCUAGCUACUGGUUAUAAGAUUCUUGGUGAUGACAUAUGGAAAAAUGUUGGGAAGCUGAUAGAAGCACAAAGAAGCAUGUUGGAUGAUCAGUUUCAGUGGAAGGCCCAAGAGAUGGACAAAAGGAAAGAGGGGAAGCCUGGUGAAGCUAGGGCUACUUUAAGGCAUUCUGUUAGGGAUAAUGGGUGUGAUUUUCUAUUAAGGCUUUAA